UAUUUACUGAAAAAAAUGAAGAUCCUGGUUACCAGUUUGUGUAGAAGUCUGUGAAUCCCCCGAGUCACAAGUCAAGUUACGGUUCAUCUGAGUCCAAAGUCGAGUUAGUCACUGAGAUAAGUGUCACUGGAGGUUAAUUAAUUACGAGUAUGAGUUGAUGAUUGUAGUGAGUCUGUGAUAAAUCCUAUUGGCGACUCGAGACCAACUCAAGUUGAGCCAAUGACGAGGACCUCCUCAACACUGUUUGUUACCACUGAAGAGCUUGAGGUGUUAAUGUAUAUUAUAUAAUGCAGUUGUUACUAAUUUUCAUCAUAUUUCCUGAAUUUUCAAGUUGAUCCAAUUUAAAAGUAUGCUUGUCAGGAAUAACGAAUUUCAUGCUAUUUUUUUGUCGUAUCAAGUCCUUUCAUGAUAUGAUUUAUGUUAGAUAAUUUCUUGUUGCUUAAAGAUGUCUUAAAAUGAAGUGUGCCUAAAUACCUAUUUAAUAAUGAUUCAAUUUUUUGUAUUAAUUAUCACAAAUAUAAUCUUGUGUUUAAGUAAUAUAUCAUUCUGCUUGAAUUUUACGACUUAUAAAUUGCAAGUUGUUUUCUUAUAAUGAGAUAAGGUACAGUUCCAUCAUUGUGACGUGGUUUUCUGGAAAAUCACCUAAGGAGAAAGUACAGUACUUUAUUGGACAAUUAUUAUGAUUGUGAUCAUUUUGUAGUGAUGUGCAUUUAAUUAAAGGAUAAGUGAAAAUGGAGGAAAAGAAAAAUGUAGUUGGCUUAUCAAUUCAUAAUUAUGCAUUAUACUAAUUCGUAAAACCACUGUAAAAGUUGGAAUGUUGCGCAAUGCACAAAAAUUCUUACGUCACUGACAAUAGCAUUUCUAGACAAAUUAAUUAUGUACCAGAAGCAGAGCUUCCUAUCAUUGUGUUAUCGAAACAAUUAGUCAGUGCAGCAUAUGGAAGUGUAGACAAUAUGCAUGGGCAGUUGCGAUCGGGAAAUGUAGUGUUUUUACGGAGUUAAUUUUCAUGUCAAAUGUGGUAGGAUAACCCAGUUCAGAAUGUUGAUGAGAAUACGUGUUCUGAUUUUAUUAAUUGUAUUCUAUUUUGUGUAUAUGAUUAUUGGUGCUGCGGUAUUCAUGGCUAUGGAAAGACCAGUGGAAAAACAACGAUGCAAGGAUGCAAAACAAUUUAAAGAAAAAUGGUUGAAUCAAACACGUAAUAAUGAAGGUUUUACAGAAGAAACUUUAAACAAGUUUAUUAAGAAUGUCACCAUAUUUUCUGGUCAUGGUAUUAGUCUUCAAGGUAAUGUCAAAUGUCCAGCAAAUUGGGAUUUUCAAAGUUCAUUGUUCUUCACAGGAACCAUCAUCACAACCAUUGGUUAUGGGAACCUUGCUCCAACACAAUGGUACAGUCAGAUAUUUUGCAUAUUUUAUGCGUUAAUUGGAAUUCCUUUGUUUGCAAUCAUGUUUACUGGAAUAGGAGAAUACAUGUCUGUUCUGGCCGAGGAAGUUCUGAAAAAGUUUCAACCGCCACAAAAUGCUCCAGAAGGGGAAGUACAAAUUGUGAAUGCAUUUUUUGUAUUUGUUCUCAUCGUUGGAGGAAGUUUUAUAUUUUUCCAACUCAUUCCUGCAGCAAUUUUUACAUUUGUUGAGGGAUGGAGUUACAGAGAAAGUGUUUAUUAUUGUUUCAUUACUCUGACCACUGUUGGAUUUGGAGAUUUUGUUGCAGGCACAAAUCCCGAAGUACAAUAUAUUGCUUUGUAUCGUAUCAUGGUGUUGUUCUGGAUAUUAUUUGGACUAGCUUAUACAUUUACUGCCAUUGAUCUUAUUAUUCAUUCUUUGAAAGCAGCCGUGUCUAAAUCAAAGUUUGUCGACUUCAUCUUGUAUAAUUGGGCUGAAGCAGAAGUGUCACUUCAUUCUGAAGUUGAAAGUCUUCUUGGUGAUAGCAGUUCAGGAGCAGAGGAUUUGGCCGAUGAUGUAUUUUCCAGUCCAGAGUUUGCUAUGUUUCGGAGACCUGGCUUUGGUAUGACAGACAAUGAUGAUGAUGGAGGAACAGGGGCUACAACAACCGGUGUAUUGAGGAAUGAUGAUACAAAUGCUGAAGAUCAUCUGGUUGAUCCACCUGCUGAAGAUCACUUAUUUAAUCCUGCAAGUUUUGUUACAACAAACGUUGGACCACGAGAUGGCAAUGCUGCCAUAGACCAUGAGAUUACUGGUGGGUCUGAAGAUGGCAAUGUGGAUAAUGCAGUUAAUUCAUCGUGGCUAGGGGUUCCCGCAACUAACACUGCGAGUAAUACCAAUGCAGGAGCAAACGGUCUUAAUGCAGUAAGCAAUAUUGUUGGUGGAGUGAUGGCAGGUAAUCUAACAACACCUAGUUCGACCGCUGCCCCGCCCAUUAAUACAUCAUCCGAUAAUAAUGAAAGCCAUAUGGCGACUACCAGUACGAAUUCAGUGGGGACAACUGGGAAUAUGUCAAAUACAGGUACAUCGAGUGCAAAUGCUGCUGCAAAUACGUCAACUUCUAUUGCACUAGAUUCUAACGUUAAUAAUACCAGUUCCUCGACCACUCUAACACAUAUGGGUGGCAAUACUGGUGCAAUCUCCCAUCCAUCCAACAUUAGUACAGCAGUGUCUUCCCAUGCUACAAUUGGUGUUCCAGGGCCUGCUUUGGCUGUUGGUGGGUCAAGUGAUGAUUCUGUUUCAAAUACUGUAGGCGAUCCCACAACAUCUACUAGUUCUGUUGUUAAUGCGCAUCCUGCGAUGCCAAUCCCUAUAUCAUCUACACAUAUUGUUCCCGCCAACAUGUCUGCAACAAAUCAACCCACACAUACCGUUUCUAAUAUAGCCCCAAAUACUGGUAGAGCUGUGACUGGAAAUUCAGGUAUGGGUUUUAGUGGGUUAACAAAUGCUAUUUCUGGUAUUUUGGAGAACAGAAACACCAAUAUGGGUGAAGGUCUUGAAUCCGUUAUCAGUGGUAGAACCACGGCGGGUGCGACAAACAAUGGUUCUGGUGGAAAUGAGGGUGAGUGAGAUGUACUGUUCCACGUCGCACCUGUACGCUUGUUUGCAUUUGCAAAUAAGGUGGAUAUCUGUUUUAGGUGCAUUCGAAUUUAGUGCUCUCGGUUCUGAAGAUGAGAUGUGCGACUUGGAAGAAAACUAUAUGAACACCCAACGAUCGUUUUUUAUUAGUCUGGCCUGUUCAUUUUAUUUAUUUUUUUAUGGUCGCAUUUCAUCGAACCUGGAGGAUUUGAAUCCAACAGGAUUUGGUUUCCGCCUUUCAGGCGGCAUGCAUCAAUUUUUGUAUUUCAAUUUUCUAAUUUAUUAAUUAAAGACACACGUUUUUUCUCCCGUGGACAUCUCUCUCGUUUAUUCAAACUUGCGUCUGCUCGCAAAGAACCCGUAAAAUCGGUUAAUAUCAAACACUGACUCGUUAUUGCACAGUUUUUGCGUUUUCGCCAUGCGUCAAUUUUUGUAUUUCGGGUUUCGAAUUUAUCAAUUAAAGACGAGCGUUUUUUCUCGCGUGGAAAUCGCUCUCGUUUAAUUAAGUAAAAUCGGUAAACAUCGGACACUAUAAUCUCAAUCGGCGUAUUCCGGACAAGAAGUCGUCGAAGAACACAUCACGGCGAAGACUCGUUAUUGUACUAUUCUUCUGCUUUGCUAUCUAGCUGGGGUAUAAUUAUAAUAUUUAUUUAUGCCUAUUUACUGGCUAUAUUCCGAUAAUCUAAUUGCAACAAUAUUUAAUUGUUAACAGACAUGCCUUGCUUCAUUUUACAUUAAAUAAUUCUUCGCGACCUGCGAGUUUUCCUAAAAUAAUGAUGCAUAUAAACCAAAAGCCAGGCGUUGAAUGUUAGACAUUACUUGCGAUUAAUCUAAAUUAAAUAUUAUUCAUGGAUAAUUUUAUUACACCAUUUUCCGAAAUACAAAUUUAUAUCGCAAAACACGACGAUCUGUCACAUUUAAA
Molecule: messenger RNA, 3940 nt
Organism: Styela clava
Lineage: Eukaryota; Metazoa; Chordata; Ascidiacea; Stolidobranchia; Styelidae
Biological process (GO): potassium ion transmembrane transport; stabilization of membrane potential
Cellular component (GO): plasma membrane
Molecular function (GO): potassium ion leak channel activity; outward rectifier potassium channel activity
Source: RefSeq, a predicted model, not a curated record